Puntigrus tetrazona (Sumatra barb) is the source of this 2104-nucleotide messenger RNA. RefSeq names its product Rh family, C glycoprotein a (gene rhcga). Lineage: Eukaryota; Metazoa; Chordata; Actinopteri; Cypriniformes; Cyprinidae. Gene Ontology annotation, cellular component: plasma membrane. The transcript has 11 exons. Gene Ontology annotation, molecular function: ammonium channel activity. Gene Ontology annotation, biological process: ammonium homeostasis; ammonium transmembrane transport. The record is from RefSeq and is a predicted model, not a curated record. The coding region runs from base 80 to 1549 and encodes 489 amino acids.
AGUUACAAGCGAGCUUCAGCCCAGCCGAUCUUCACUUGACCUCGCCAGAAAUUACAGGAGAGCUUCAGACGACUUCAUCAUGGGGAACUGCGCCGCAUGCUGCCGAAGCUUCUGGUCCAAGGCCAAAAACCCCGACGUCCGUAUCAGUCUGCCCGUGGUCUGCUUCGUGUGGCAGGUAGCCAUGAUCAUCCUGUUUGGACUGUAUGUGCGUUACAAUGAAGAGUCCGACGCGCACUGGUCCGAGCACAAGCACGAGAAGAACAUCACGAGCGACAUCGAGAACGAUUUCUACUACAGAUAUCCAAGUUUUCAGGAUGUGCAUGUGAUGAUUUUUGUGGGCUUUGGCUUUCUCAUGACCUUCCUGAAGCGCUACAGCUUCGGAGGGGUCGGAUUCAACUUCCUCAUCGCCGCCUUUGGUCUGCAGUGGGCUCUUCUCAUGCAGGGCUGGUUUCACUCUCUGGACCCGGUUGACGGCAAAAUCAAGAUUGGAAUUGAGAAUAUAAUCAACGCUGACUUCUGUGUGGCUGGGUGUCUUAUUGCUUAUGGAGCUCUGUUGGGAAAAGUCAGUCCAGUGCAGCUGAUGGUCCUGACACUGUUUGGCAUCACGCUGUUUGCGGUUGAGGAAUACAUCCUUCUUGAGCUACUCCAUGUUCGUGACUCCGGCGGCUCCAUGAUCAUCCACACUUUCGGAGCAUACUACGGUCUGACAAUAUCAUGGAUUCUUUAUCGACCGAAACUAGAGCAAAGCAAGAGUAUGAAUGGAUCUGUCUACCACUCUGACGUGUUUGCUAUGAUCGGGACCCUCUUCCUGUGGAUGUUCUGGCCCAGUUUCAACUCUGCCAUCUCAGAUCACGGAGAUGGACAACAUCGGGCCGCCAUAAACACUUACCUUGGUUUGGCUUCUUCGGUCCUUACUACGUUCGCCAUAUCAAGCCUUUCAGCCAAGAAGGGAAAACUGGACAUGGUGCAUAUCCAGAAUGCAACUCUGGCUGGGGGAGUCGCUAUGGGAACGGCGGCCGAGUUUAUGAUCACACCGUACGGUUCUCUCAUCGUGGGCUUCUUCUGCGGGAUAAUUUCCACAUUUGGCUACCUGGUGAUCACUCCCUUCAUGGAGAAGCACCUGAAGAUUCAAGACACGUGUGGCAUCCAUAACCUGCACGCCAUGCCCGGCGUCCUGGGAGGAGUCGUGGGUGCCAUCACGGCGGCUUCCGCCAGUGAGAGCGUCUAUGGACAUGAAGGGUUGGUAAACACCUUUGAUUUUGAAGGGAGCUAUGCUAAGAGGACACCUGCUUUACAAGGAGGCUACCAGGCUGCCGGUCUCUGCGUUGCUCUUGCUUUUGGAAUCGUAGGUGGAUCAAUAGUAGGUUUCAUCCUGAAAAUGCCAUUGUGGGGAGACCCAUCUGAUGAGAACUGCUUUGACGAUGAGGUGUACUGGGAGGUGCCUGAGGAUGAGGAGAGCAUUCCUCCCAUUCUAGAGUACAAUAGCCAUAUGGUUGGAAAAAGUGCAGAAAUGAUGUCGGAGUCUAACUUCAGUGUGGAGCAGAGCUAAAACCAGAUGUCUGUAUGACGAUAAGAUGAACCGUAUUGGGACCAAUAAAUUAAUAAUUAAAAAUAAAUAAAUAAAAUAAAAAAAGAAAAGACAGAAAGAAUGUUCAGACCAAGUCUGUGCUGAAGAGAAUCUAGUCCUUGUAAUACCUUUGUGAGGUAUUGGCCUGCUUAAUAGAGCAGAAGCCCAGUUGGGUCAGCUCUUAGUUCAAUUUCACGUCUGUGUGCUUUUUUAGAGUCCUCAAAUUUAAUAAGUGUAUGCAUAUAUAACUUCUAAAGCCAAACUGUACUUCUAGUUUCAGUCAUUUUUGAAAAGAAUGAAAUAAUUAUUGUGCUGUCAUGUGUUUGCUGCUGUGUUAAUGAACUGAUUAUAGAUAUUAAAGUUUUGAUAUGAAUGUGUUGGUUAUUUAUCUAGGUUCCUUUCUCCCCCCCUCUUGCUAUGUAGACUAUUGUAUAUCAUUAUGUGAAGGAUUAGCCUACAUGAGGACUUUGAGUCGAUGUAAGUUUGAACAACUGAUGUACUUUUAUACUUUGAAAUCUAUUAAAUGUCUAAAAUCUC